This is a messenger RNA of Dentiscutata erythropus, 507 nucleotides long. NCBI's taxonomy places the organism in Eukaryota, Fungi, Glomeromycota, Glomeromycetes, Diversisporales, Gigasporaceae. The record is from the annotation of a GenBank genome assembly.
AUGUCAAAUAAAUUUUUUAAAAUUGAAGAUAACAAUACUCUUACUUGUUUACAAACAAAAUGUAAUUAUAAGUUUCGUAAUCCGAACAAUAAACAUAAUGCUAUUAUCGAUCAUUAUAGAAGAAUGCAUAAAACUAUUUAUAAUGAAAUAAAAGCUAACAUAAAACCAUACUCUAGACCAAUUCAACAAAAUCAUUUUAGUUCAAAAUUUAUAACUCAACAACCAGCUUCACAACAAGAAAAUCAUACUACACAGACAAGAGAAUGUAAUAAAACUGUUAUUUAUAAUGAGCUUUUUUGUUUUCAUUAUUUUAUCGACGGGCGUUAUUAUAUUUUUAAAUUUUAUAAACUUAAAAGUAAUGGAUAUCAUUUAAAAAUUUUUUGUAGUGGUGAUAUUAUUAAAGUUAUAGAUGAAAAAAUAGAUGAUUUUUCAUUUUCUUUUACGAUGAUUAAUAAUGAUAAUUUUAUUAAACUAAUCGAAGAUGAAUAUUUUUUCUUAAACGAUGAU